AUGUAUAUGUUUGACCAGGUGGUGAUCGAGGAUUGGCCCGCGGUUGACGGCGCCAGUUUUAAAAAGACGCGCCACCCAGAUGCCGGCGCCUCUCGUUUUGUCCUGGCCACUUUGUCCGUGUCCGUUCGUUCUACUCAUGAAUUUGGUCAGAUUCAAGCCUGCAGUGACACAGAUGAGGAUGCAGAUGAAUUGGCAUACAUAUAUGACAAUGAGGGGGUAGUGUAUGUAGACUUCAAGAGCAAGAGGGAUAUCAACACUUUGCCUGAUUUUGUGGAUCAAGUUGAGUUUCCAAGUCUUUAUAAUUUUGCUGUAAAAUCAGUGACUAUUUGUAAAAACACAGAAAAACUGCUCAACCAGGUCUAUAAGGAUCUACCAGAGGCACUGGAACCUCCCCAAAGUUCUAUCUACCCCAAAAAUGAUGUGAGACUGGGUGUGGAAAACACCCUCAUCUGCCAUGUGACUGGAUUCUUCCCCCCUCCGGUCAGGGUGAUCUGGAAAAGGAAUGAGAAGAAUGUGACAGACAGAGUCACGCUUAGCCGCUAUUUUCCAAACAGUGAUGGCACCAUGAAUAUGUUCUCUACUCUCAAGAUCUCUCCCAUGGAGGGAGACAUAUACAGCUGUACUGUGAAGCAUAAGGCUCUUCAGCAACCUCAAACCAGAGUGUGGGAUAUUGAAGGAAGUGAGCAGCUCAGUGUCAGUCCAACUGUACUCUGUGCAGUGGGUUUGACUGUUGGGCUGCUGGGAGUUUUUACUGGAACAUUCUUCCUCGUCAAAGGAAACAACAGCUAA
Molecule: messenger RNA, 789 nt
Organism: Chanos chanos (milkfish)
Lineage: Eukaryota; Metazoa; Chordata; Actinopteri; Gonorynchiformes; Chanidae
Product: H-2 class II histocompatibility antigen, A-U alpha chain-like
Exons: 5
Coding region: 1-789 (262 amino acids)
Biological process (GO): immune response; antigen processing and presentation
Cellular component (GO): membrane; MHC class II protein complex
Source: RefSeq, a predicted model, not a curated record